This is a messenger RNA of Cyphellophora europaea CBS 101466, 1281 nucleotides long. RefSeq lists its product as uncharacterized. Lineage: Eukaryota; Fungi; Ascomycota; Eurotiomycetes; Chaetothyriales; Cyphellophoraceae. The record is from RefSeq and is a predicted model, not a curated record. The transcript is spliced from 3 exons. Gene Ontology annotation, cellular component: mitochondrion. Bases 1 to 1281 code for a protein of 426 amino acids. Gene Ontology annotation, molecular function: (S)-2-hydroxy-acid oxidase activity; (S)-2-hydroxyglutarate dehydrogenase activity.
AUGCCUUGGUCACUCAUCCGUGUGGGACGACCAGUUGCAUCCCAACUGGUGACCUCACGGGCAUUCUCUACCUCAUCAAGGCUAGAUGCGGACUUCACACAUGUCGUCAUUGGGGGUGGUGCGGUGGGACUUGCUAUCGCUCGCGAGCUAGCUGCACGGGAGGGCACAUCAACGCUCUUGAUCGAAAGACACGGCAGUGUUGGCCAGGAAACUAGCAGCAGGAACUCAGAAGUCAUUCAUGCCGGCCUUUACUAUGGAUAUAACACCUUGAAAACAGACCUUUGCAUCAAAGGUAGGCAUAUGAUAUACGAUCUCUGUGAGAAACAGAAAAUCCCUUACCGCAACACCAAGAAGUGGAUAGUUGCUCAAGACGAGCAGCAAAUGGGUGAGCUGGAAAAGGUACAUAAGUUUGCCACUUCUCUGGAUGUGCCAACUCGAUUUCUAUCUCGAGAAGAGAUCCACGAACGCGAACCUGACGUCCGCGCCGACGCCGGCGUGCUAGAGAGUGAGAGCACCGGUAUCGUUGACAGCCACAGCUUUAUGGCCUACCUCGAAGGCGACUUUCAAGAACUUGGCGGCUUAGGCGUCUUUCACACCUCGGUCACACGGAUAGAGCCUAUCGACAACGGCCACGGCGGCUAUAGAAUAUACUCCAAGGCCAACAGUGGACAAGCUGGGGAGGAUGUCAUCGAAGCCGAGACCCUCAUUAACAGCGCCGGCUUGGGUGCUAUCAGCGUCAGUAAUAUGAUACUGCCGCCCGAACGUCACCGCAAACCAUUCUACGCGAAAGGUUCCUACUUCAGCUACGCCUCCAGCCACCCCAAGCCCAAGACGCUGCUCUAUCCAGCCCCAGUCCCCGGUCUGGGUGGGCUAGGCACUCACCUAACACUUGACAUGAACGGCCGCGUCCGCUUCGGCCCCGACGUAGAAUGGGUUGACGACCCUACUGAUCUCAAGCCCAAUCCUGCAAGACUCAAGGAUGCUCUCGACAUGAUUGAGUCUUACCUACCCACCGUCGACCGCAAUGCCGUCGAUCUGGACUACUGUGGCAUACGUCCAAAGCUCGGUAAGACGAGCGGUACCGCAGGACCGACGUUUGCCGAUUUCUAUAUCAAGGAGGAGGAGGGGUACAAAGGGUUCAUUAAUUUAUUGGGCAUUGAGAGUCCGGGCCUGACGAGCAGUUUAGCCAUCGGGGGGAUGGUCAGGGAGAUGCUCUACAAGGGUAAGGAAGGCAAGAGCGAAGAAAAGGGCGAGCAGCCUAAGUUCGAGUUCCAUCAUUGA